AUGGCAAUUUGUAAAAAAUUUGGAUAUCCUGAUUUGUUCAUUACUAUAACAUGCAAUGUCAAUUGGAGCGAAAUAAGAGACUUUGUUUUACCAAAAGGGUUGUCACCAUCAGAUAGACCUGAUAUUGUAUGUGGAGUAUUCAAAAUGAAGCUGGAUGAAAUGAUGACAGAUUUAAAAAAAAAGGACUUCUUUGGAAAAACCACUGCAGGAAUGUACACAGUAGAAUUCCAAAAGAGAGGUUUACCUCAUGCACAUAUACUUUUAUGGUUGGAUGGAGAAAGCAAAUUGAAAAAUUCAACUGAUAUUGAUAAAGUAAUAUCAGCUGAAUUGCCCAAUGCAGAUUUGUAUCCAAAAUUGGAAAAAGUUGUAGCAAGUUACAUGAUUCAUGGACCAUGCGGACCUGCGAGAUAUACUUCACCAUGCAUGAAAGAAGGAAGAUGUUCCAAAUUUUAUCCUAAAAAAUUCACAUUUUCAACUUCUAUUGAUGAAGAUGGAUAUCCAUGCUAUAGAAGACUUGAUAAUGGUAGAUUUGUUGAGAAGAAUGGAAUUAAGCUGGACAAUAGAAGUGUUGUUCCUUACAAUCCACCACUUCUAAUGAGGUAUCAAGCUCACGUAAAUACAAAGUAUUGCAACAAGACCAAUUCAAUAAAAUAUUUGUUCAAAUAUGUCAACAAGGGUCCUGACAGAGCUACUCUUAAAAUAAGCAACAACUCUGCACAAUGUGACAAAGAAACCAUUAUUGAUGAGAUCAAGAGGUAUUAUGAUUGUAGGUAUCUAUCAUCAUGUGAAGCAGCUUGGCGAAUAUUUGCUUUUGACAUCCAUCACAGAUGGCCUCCUGUUCAGAGAUUGACAUUCCAUCUUCCUGGACAACAAUCAACUUUGUUUAAAGAUAAUGAUGAUAUUAAUGUGAUUUGCAACAGGUACGAAAAUGCUAACACAAUGUUUCUAGUUUGGUUUGAGGCUAACAAAGUUUAUACAGAAGGAAAAGAAUUGACUUAUUCUGAAUUUCCAAGCAAAUUUGUGUGGUUUGCUAAAGAAAAAGAAUGGAAACCAAGGAAGAAAGGCUACAACAUUGGUAGACUUACUUAUAUUCCUCCGGGCUCUGGAGAACUUUAUUAUUUGAGGAUAUUACUCACCAUUCAAAAAGGUUGUAUUGAUUAUGAAAGCAUUAAGACCAUUGAUGGGAAAUUUUAUGAAACAUACCAAGAUGCUUGCUAUGCUUUGGGAUUGUUGGCUGACGAUAAAGAAUAUAUUGAUGCAAUAAAAGAAGCAAGUGAAUUUGCUUCGGGGUAUCAACUUAGAAGAUUAUUUGUUACUUUGUUGUCCAUGAAUACAAUUUCUAAACCAGAUAUAGUUUGGAAUUCUACAUGGAGUAUCUUAUGUGAUGGAAUUUUGUACCAAAAGAGAAAGGAGAUGAACUUACCAGAUGUACAUACAUUCAAUAAUAGAUUUAUUAUUGAUGAGCUGCAAUACAAUAAAGAAGAGAUGGCAAAAGAACAUGAUAUUUUGCUUAAAGCACUCAAUGAUGAACAAAUUCAUGUAUAUCAGGAUAUCAUGACAGCAGUUGUUUCAAACAAGGGAGGAUUCUUCUUUUUAUAUGGCUAUGGUGGUACAGGUAAAACUUUUAUGUGGAAGACAUUGUCAGUUGCUCUAAGAAGUAAGGGCAUGAUUGUUUUGAACGUAGCAUCAAGUGGAAUUGCUUCUUUACUACUUCCUGGUGGAAAAAUAGUACACUCUACCUUCUGCAUCCCACUGUUAAUUAAUGAUGAAUCAACUUGCAACAUAGCACAAGGUAGUCUCCGUGCUAAACUUCUGAUGGCAACCAAUUUAAUUAUCUAG
Molecule: messenger RNA, 1839 nt
Organism: Vigna unguiculata (cowpea)
Lineage: Eukaryota; Viridiplantae; Streptophyta; Magnoliopsida; Fabales; Fabaceae
Biological process (GO): DNA repair; telomere maintenance
Molecular function (GO): DNA helicase activity
Source: RefSeq, a predicted model, not a curated record